Messenger RNA from Daphnia magna, 1436 nucleotides. Its product is annotated as syntenin-1. The coding region runs from base 197 to 1108 and encodes 303 amino acids. Gene Ontology annotation, molecular function: protein binding. The record is from RefSeq and is a predicted model, not a curated record. The transcript is spliced from 6 exons. Lineage: Eukaryota; Metazoa; Arthropoda; Branchiopoda; Diplostraca; Daphniidae. Gene Ontology annotation, cellular component: plasma membrane; cytoplasm.
CUUUAUUCACAGACCCGGACUUGGAACGUAUGUUGAAAACCUUGAGUGACGCAUUCUCCAUAAAAAGUCUGUACUGACGUGCGGACUUUCUUUAUUAAGCUUCCGGAUUGUUUAUAUCUUGCCCAGUACUUUCGUACCAACAGUGGAGUGUGUUUGUCGUUUGAUCUAGAAAACUGUUCAACUACCAACCGAAACCAUGUCGCUCUACCCAUCCCUCGAGGAUAUGGAGGCUGAUAAAAUGAUUAAAGCCCAAAUUCAGGAAUGCCGUAAAGCUGUUGUGGCUCCAUCCUAUGGUGUCCACCCCCCUCAGAGCAUUGGAAUACAGUAUGAAAAUUCUGUACUCUAUCCUUCUCUGAAUGAUUUCAUGGGAAUGGAAAUCACAACGCAAAUGCUUGCCGCUAAUCAAGUGGCUCUGUUUCCAUCGCAAAAUAACACAAUGGUAGCUGUUUCAAGCCAUGCUGUAGCUUCAGCUCCUUCUUUUGGAAUGGUAGCCCCUCUAUCAGGCCAGAGUAUGGGAUUAGCUCGUGCGCAAGUGACUCAUGGAAUAAGAGAGUUAGUGCUGUGCAAAGGAAGUGAUGGGAAAAUAGGAGUACGCUGCCAGGCUAUUUCGAAAGGCAUCUUUGUAAGCUUGGUGCAAUCUGGAUCUCCUGCUGCUCUUGCUGGUUUGCGCUUUGGUGAUCAAAUUCUGCAGAUUAAUGGAGAAAACGUAGCAGGAUACAGCAUGGAUAAGGUUCACAACAUUUUCAAGAAAGCUGGUGUAAACAGUAUUCGCGUUGCUGUACGAGACAGGCCUUUCGAAAGGAGUAUCACCUUACACAAAGAUAGCUUUAGUCACGUAGGCUUUACGUUCAAGGAAGGAUGCAUCACUAGCUUGGUGAAAGAAUCUUCUGCCGCUCGCAACGGCUUAUUGACCGAUCACAAUCUGCUCGAGAUCAAUGGCCAAAAUGUUGUUGGACUAAAAGACAAAGAAAUUAGUCGUAUCAUGGACGGUGCUGGAACGUGUGUUACUUUAACAGUCAUGCCAAAAUUCCUCUACGAGCACAUGAUUAAGAACAUGUCCAGCAGUUUGCUGAAGAAAUCGAUGGAUCAUUCCGUACCGGACCUAUAAUGAACAGCGUUUUAUAAAAUGAACGUAGAUCAAGCCAUUUUGCCCAACGAAGGUGCAUGCAGGGUCGACAAAUGAGCCAAUCAGUCGCCCAACACGUUCUAUAUAAUACCACAGUUCCAUGAUCCUCUCUCAAUUGAAUUUAGUUGUACUUUUUCCCCCCUCAUUUUCUUUUGUCGUUUUUAACUAUGUGAUUCGAUCAAGAUUUGUUUACAUUCGCUGGUUCUGGUCUCAAAACAACUUUUCUUUCUUGUUUGCCAUAAAAUGAAUAAGUUGGGCUCUAUAUAAUCAACGUUGCUAUAUUAAUCACAAUACAUUCUUUCAAAAAUUU